GUCUAUCUUGGUUGCGGAAAACAGCAGAUGGCAGCACGAUUUCUGUAAAAUGACAUUUGUCAUGUUUUUAUGAAAAAACAUCUUAUUUGGGUUCGUGAUCUUGUGGAUGUUGGUUGUGUAACAGGUGUAAGCCUGUCAACCACUGAGCAAGGGCACACUUCAGAGGAAUGUCUGACACAGAGGAAGGACAACAAAGUGCGAAAUUAGAGAACAACACACCAUCAGAAAGAGUUGAGGGUGCAUGUGGUGGUGAGUCAGGGUUACGUCCGAGUACACCAUUUAGUGAAAAUGAUGACAAUUUAAGCAUGGAAGUACGAUUUAGUGAAGGAAGUUCUCAUCACGCAAGUGACAUCUCUUCUGUAUCGUAUCAAAAUCUCCUUGAUGACGACACAACUGCGGCGGACUUGUCAAGACGUGGCAGCGAGGACAGUGUUGACUCUUACCUACAUGAGUAUAGUGAUGAUAUCCCUAGAACAGGUGACAUUAAUCUACCUAGCCAAGACUCUAGAAGCUACAGUGACAAAAUAAAUGAAAGAAUCUCAAUUCAGUUGACUGAAGAAGACAUAUGUCUCAAGAAGGAGGAUUAUGAAUUUAUGAAAAGUUCACAAAGUGUUAAAAGUGAUCCUGGACCUGACAUGAAAGAGAAAGAUUAUCAACUAAAGUAUGUGAAAUCUAGCUCCAUGAAUCCACCAAUGUCUGUUCAUGAUAGCUUUAGAAAGCAUGAACUUGUUGUAACAAUGAGAGAUCAAGGGAGGAGCAAAUCUUUACCACCGAAUGAAGGUGAUAAACAGGUAGAGAAAAAACGAAAUAGUUUAGAAAUCCGAAACAAUAUUCCAGUUGCAGGAGAGGUAAAAAAUUAUGAGAAGGACAUUCAUAUAGACAAUGUUUUAUUUAAUAGUCAUGGUGCGAUGCCAAAAAUUAGGAAACAGUCACCAGGGUUGGCAUGUAGAGUAGAAGAUAAACAAAAUAACAUUCAUAAAAUUUCAAACACUGAAAAUCCUACCAUGAAAAUGGACAGCAAUGCUACACAAAUUAUAAAUGACUUGAUACAAGUCUCUAAAGCAAAUGCUGCAGCUCUAAAUGCUGCAAGUAAGAGGACCAAUGGAAAAGAUGAACCGGAAGAUACUUCAAGUGCAAUAUCUCAGAACGGUUUGGCAGCCACACAGCCGCCAGCUGAUAUUAUAAAUGAGUACGAGUAUGUAAAAUAUUCUAGAAUACAAGAAGGUAACUCAUAUGUUGGUAUGAGAUUAGCCUAUAGUAGUUCAGAGUCGGAUAGUCAGUGUCAAAGAUCUGUUGAGGGCGUAGAUGAUCUUCGCGAAACUACUCGCAUUGAAUUAACUGAUCUGGAAGCAUAUAACAGGCAACACAGUCCUGAGUCAAACUCUUUACAGAAUUGCAUAAAUGAAGAUACGUUGACAGAAAUACCGCUGAAUGGACCUGAAAAUGUUGCAAUAGGAGAGGAUGGUAAAUUAUUUACUUUGUCCCCCGAGAAUACUGAAUGUGAUAGUGUAGAGAUCGAAAGUGUUGUAUCAGAUGGUGAUAACGAAGCUGUUGGUAUGCCAAAUGUAGAAGAUGGUUUGUCAAGUAGUCAGACUAGUGACACUGAAGAUGUGAAAUCAGAACAUAACACACCUAAAAAGAUAUUGCAGAAGAAACAGCAAGAAGAGUUAGAGAAGAAGUUAUAUAGCUUAGAAUGUGCAACAAUGAAACCAAAAGAGAUGGAUGCUGAAGCUAUUAUGGAUGAUUUGAAAAUGAAGCGGGAAGCAUUGGAUCAUGCAAUAUCAGAGAUAAAAUCAGCAAUUCAGAAAAGCAAGGGAGUGGCCCUGGAGGCCCCUACUGAGGAAUCCCAGGAAGAUCCAAUCUGGAUUAAAAGGGAAGAGAACCAAGUGAUACCUAAAGGAGGGUCUACGUACGAGGUGGUCAAUGGCAGAGACAAUCUGGAGCAUAGACAACAGUCAGAACUGAGCAGGAAAGAAAAUGAGCAUGUUUAUCAGAUGGAGAAUGAGAAGGACCGUCUGUUAGGAGAUCAGUACACAAGACAUGAUGGGAAAAUAUAUACUACCCCAAAAGGCUACGACAGUGAUGACGAAUAUGACGACGAUGAUGUACGCUACACACGGAGAAAUCGAGGAAAGAAGUACUCACAACUAGCGAAAGAUGAUUCCCAGGAUUAUACGUGUCAUAGCCAUUAUACGGAUAAUGACACGUCUCAGUUACGAGUAGAUAGUGUCAGUAUGUACGGCGAUACAAACUCGUACACAUUCACUCAAGAUAGUCAUAGUGAUCGUAGAAACUCGGAGUCACUUGCGUCUUCGGAAGAUUUCAAUAGUGAUUCUGAUAUAACGACAAAACAUGCCUACGUUCGAUCACGGAAAGAAGGAGAUUUUGACACUGAUGAAGAAACUGACCAGUUGCUAGGGAAACAGUAUCUUGGUAACCAGUAUGUAGAUAUUCCAGAAUUAAGCCAGCCUCCAGUCAACAGAAGUGCUCAGGCAGAGAAAAGAAAAUCCCGUGCUAAAGAAGUUCAACUCAAUGACCCUGAUAAUCCUUCAGUUCUGAUUGAGGGUGUGUUGUUCCGGGCACGAUACCUUGGGUCCACACAGCUAAUCUCAGAAGGUCAACCUUCAAAGGCUAUGAGAAUGAUGCAAGCUCAGGAGGCUGUAGGCAGAAUAAAGGCUCCUGAAGGAGAGAACCAACCCAGUACAGAAGUGGACUUGUUCGUGUCUACAGAGAAAAUUAUGGUGCUCAACACAGAUCUUCAGGAGAUUAUGAUGGACCAUUCCUUGCGAACAAUCUCAUAUAUUGCUGACAUUGGUGAGAUUCUAGUCAUCAUGGCACGUAGACGCUUGAUAGGGAGUCCAGGUGACACAGAUUCAAUGAGAAGAAGAAAACAGGCGAAAAUAAUCUGUCAUGUGUUUGAGAGUGAAGAGGCCCAGCUUAUUGCCCAGUCUAUUGGUCAAGCAUUCCAGGUGGCCUAUAUGGAAUUCCUGAAGGCCAAUGGAAUAGAAGAUCCAGGCCUAAUGAAGGAAAUAGACUACCAAGAGGUGCUCAACCAACAAGCAAUAUAUGGAGAGGAACUCACAAUGUUCUCUAACAAGGAAAAUCAAAAAGAGGUUAUUGUACCAAAGGUGAAAGGUGAACAACUGGGUGUGGUUAUCGUGGAGUCAGGGUGGGGUUCUAUGGUGCCCACCGUUGUUUUGGCCAAUAUGAACCCGACAGGCCCUGCAGCCCGGUGUGGUCAGUUGAAUAUAGGUGAUCAGAUUAUUUCUGUGAAUGGCAUAAGCCUGGUUGGCUUGCCUCUGUCCAGUUGUCAAACUAAUAUAAAGGGUACACGUCAUCAAACGGUUGUGAAAUUAACAGUUGUGCCAUGUCCGCCUGUUGUAGAAGUGUUAAUAAAGAGGCCAGAUGUCAAAUAUCAGCUGGGUUUCAGUGUUCAGAAUGGUGUGAUAUGUAGUUUACUGCGUGGAGGUAUAGCAGAACGUGGUGGGGUGCGUGUUGGACAUCGAAUUAUUGAGAUCAACAAUCAAAGUGUAGUAGCUGUUCCACAUGAAAAAAUUGUCUCAUUGCUGGCGAACUCUGUCGGAGAAAUACACAUGAAAACAAUGCCAACAUCAAUAUUCCGGCUGCUCACAGGACAGGAAACACCACACUAUUUAUAGUAGUAAUAACUGUGUAGAUAUAGUCCAGUGUAUCAUGAAGUCUGAGCUCACCUAACACGCUAAAUACAUCAUUGCCUUCCUCAAUGAGAACUCACCAAUACAUUAUACAGCAGAAAUCCAUAUUAGGACAUUGUUCAAAGAUCCUAUAAUACGACAUUUUUGAGAAUUCCAUGAGAGAAAAUUUCUGUAAGCCGCCUUCAUGGGACGGAAUGUUCUUCAGUUGAUGUGAUGUGACAUUCAGUUCAAUUCCCUGGAUCAUUGCUGUGACAUUCAGUACAAUUCCCUUGAUCAUUGAUGGGACAUUCAGUGUCCUUCUCUUGAUGUGACAUUAAGUAAAUUUCCCUCAAUGGAAUAUUCAGUUUGCCUUUUGUGUUGGAGCUCAUAUUGUAGCAUUUUAUGAUGCUUCCAUGGUGUGUGUAUUCUCUGUUAAAGGACAUGCUGUGAGUUCUACAUUAUAAUUGAGGCAUUCCGUAAGUUUUCCCUGAUGGGAGAGCUUCCUACUAUAGGGAAUGCAGUAUUUUUCUGUUGACAUGACACCCUGUGAAGUUUCAUACAAGGUAGCUUUGUUUAUUCAAACAAUAGCCUAGUGAUACAAGAAGUUGAUUGUGAAGAAUGGAGUACAGAAGACUGUCUCAUGUCACCGGCUGUUCAGAAAAAGCAGCAGACUUGAGUGAUUAUGUUUGUUAUAGAGAAAGUUAAUGGAUUUUGUUAUGUAUCAUCUGUUUGAAAUUUUGUUUUUUUGUUUUCAGUGAAUGAAGCGUUCACUCAGAUAUCCACAUUUAUAAUGAGUUGUAAUAUGGUUUAAGACCUGGGACAUGAUAUUUCCCUUCGUCUAAACACUGUCACAUGAUGUUCAGAGCAAUAGGUUGAAAUUUGAUUGGACCUAGUUAUGAAUGUCUCUUGAAAUUUAGGAGAGGCACCUGUCCUUGACUGAAUUUUGUACAUGAGAUCAGUGUUGAGGAUAAGAAGCAGAAAGAUACAAUGUUGACAAGGUCUUAACUUACAAUGAUAAAGUUAAGUAAAAUUUAGUCUGACAAGUAAAACUAAACAGCUCUAGUCAUACACACUGCCAAUGAUUUCAUUCUGUUUAUAUGCCAGUGAUAAUCAGUGUAUGUAAGAUGUCCGUACAGAAAAUACUGAGCUUACAUGGCUAACUUCUUUACAAAAAAAAAAAUAAGGAAAUGUUAUAUUUAUCAUAAAUCUCAAGGACAUUUAUGACUGAUUGUAUGUUAUAUAUAUAAUUGAUUGCUUGAUGCUUAAAGUGAAUAGUGGAUAUUUUAAUGUUUUGUAGAAUGAGAAAUACUGUAGUUAAUUUAGCAUUAAUCUACAUUCCAAAAUAAAAACAGCAAACUAUAGGAUCGGGUUUGUUUGAUGGAUGAGUGCCACAUAAUGUCAUAUCUUAUUUUGUAACAUGAUCAGAGCACUUCUAAUGUCAUUUAAUUUAUUGAUACUUUGAUUGAUAGGGAUUGUUGAAAAAGAUUUUCAAAAAAAAACAGGUAUUGUUUCAUUGAGGAGCAGGGCAUACACAUAUGAAUUAUACCUAAUUCAUUGUAAAAAUCCAAGACCCUGAUAUCUAUUUCAGAGGUCAAGGUCAUUCUUAGAGGACAAAGAUUUUAGGUCAUUUUUAGAGCAUCUUAAUUUUGAAAAAAAAGAAGUCCUCACUUGAUUGUCGGCAUUGAAAUUGGUUAAGAUUUUUGUUUAGGUGCAUUUUUCUAUAAAAAAUACAUAUAUAUAUAUAUAUUCUCAAGCAUUUACAAGGGGAAAUAUGUCAUACUACAUUGACAUUAUAGUUGUGUUGUAUAAAAAAGCAUAAUUUUUGUGCUAAUUCCUUUAUUACACAUAUUUUUUUGCAUAUUAUUGUGUCCUUUCUGUGACCUGUUGUCACAGUCUAUUGUAACAAAAAGUAUUAUAGACAAGAAAAGAUUUUCUGGGCGUUUAAGUGAGAAUAUGUAUUUCAUGAAAUACGUCCUUAAACAAGAAAUAUGAAAGUCAGGUUGAACUAUCUAGUCAUUUUACCUAAUGUAAAUAUUUAGGAUACUUUGGAAUCAAAUUUUUAUUUGAGCUUAAUCUGUGAUUUUUUCACUUUGAAAAGUGGGUGUGCUUAAGGAAUUAUCCAUUUUUUUGUAUGGGUAGAUAAAAUGCUAAUCUGUACAGGUAUGUGCUAAACUUACUGAAAAUGAAUUUUGAUUGACUUAAUAAGUUAUUUGAUUGUAAAAUUUACAAUUUAUUUGAGAUGUUUUUGGAGUGAACUGAGCUGAAUAAAUGUAUAGAUUGAUUGUGAUGUUGUAAAGGAAAUAUGUAAUCAGUCAUUUGAUGUGUCAGACUUCCUCUGAGUAUAUAAUCCUCCGUGUAAAUAACAGGUUUGUUUGAUAGUGCAGAACAUAAAGUUUCAUGCCAAGAUAUUAACUUUUAUUAGAUGUACUGUAGCUAUGUAUCUAAAACAAUUUACUCAAAUAUUACUGAAAAUGUAAUUCUAGAUCUUUUCGUAAAAAAAAACAAAUAACCAUAAUAUGGUAAAUAAUAAUUAUUUAUAUGUAUCCAUCCAUGUCUCAUAUCUCCUUUUGGGUAUUCAAUAAUCAGGAGAAGUUCCAUUAAUUUAGCAUUCUUGUAUAUGCCAGGGUGAAUGUUUUAACCCUCUUCAUGAUGGCACGAUUGAUUCUGCCUUUGCGACCAGUGUAGAUUAUGAUCAGCCUGCACAUCCGUGCUGCAGUCUGAUCAUGAACUGCACUGUCCGCCAUUCUGUUGGUAUCUUUUUGGUAAGCACCCCUUUUAACAGUCAAUGAUACUGUCCAAACUGAAAGAUGGACAAGUUCGUUAUAGAAAUUUAGCAGGGUGAAUGUUUUAAUGUUCUGGGAACAUUUUUCGUUGUAUAUUUCUGUAUGAGUUUUGUUGUGUGUUCCCAUAUUUACCAUGUGCAAUACGAAAGAGAAUGUCUGUUAAUUUUGACUGAAGUGGUUAAAGCAGAAUUAUGAGAUUAAGUUUCAUAUGAAAAUAAAACCUAAAAAGUAGAUCCCUCGGAAGCACCAAGAACAAGGCAAAGAGUGAAAAUUGCAGACUCUGUUUGAUUGAGCCAAGUUCAAGUUGAUGUUUUCAUGAAAAAUGUCAGAAUAUUUAAAUCAUUACUGACGUAAAAUCUUUGGGAUUCUUGCAUGAUUAACAGAAGUCUCUGUCACAAUUCUGCUUUUACUCUUUUAAGUCUAGUAAAUUUGCGAAGUUAAUAUAUCACUUGUGUUCUGUGUUAUAUGUGAUGUGGUUUACAGGAGUAUGUAAUGUAAUUAAUAUAUAUGAGAAUGUUCCUUUAAUUUUUAUGAGCAUUUAAAAUAGAUGGAAGUAUGAUAUUCAUGCUAACGCUAAUAUAUUACCAUAUACAUGUAUGAUUUAUGAUGAUUAUUUGUUCUGGAAUAUACGAAUGUAGUUUGUGCUUGAGAGGUUAGUGACUGUUCCUGUUCCUGUUUUGGAGAGUAAUAUAGUAAAGUCUAAAACAAUAGGAUGUCAUUUAUUAAUUUUCUUGAUUGUUUAACAAAACAUUUGUUAGUAAUCAACUGCAUAACUCUCUGACCUAUCUGUUAUUUUGUACUGCAGUAUUGUUUUAAAAAGAAAUCAGUUUUUCAUAAUAGCUUCAUAUGUAUAUGCUUAUUUGUUUUGAAAUUAUUUAACAAAUUAACUUGGGUACUUCUAUGUAUUAAUGCAACACCUUAAAUGUCUCUGAAGUUUUACUUGAGGUUAGCAUGAGUGAUAGGGAAAAAAAUGUUGCACAUUUAACUCUCAUCAUUUAAAGCUAAAAGUACAGAAAUAUUUACUUAGAAAAGUCGAGCAAUGAAAAGUAAGGGAUAGUUUUCAGGACUCAUUUGAAGCAUUUUAACAACAAGGUUUAUCAAGAUUUUAGUUCGGCUGAUUGAAGAAUAGUGAGAGCUAUUCUGCAUCUGUAUGAUGUAAACAGAUAUAGCUCUUCAGCAUUUGCUUACAGGGCAUUAUCAACAAUACUAGACACUUAUUAACACAACAUAUAAUACUGGCUCUGCAUGUGACAUCUUUAAACAAUAGAAAUAUCAGAAACUUGUAGGAGCCGUUAAUAUGCUGCUAGUUUUAAACUUCAUUUGUAAUUUCUCUAGAAUAUAAAGGUUGUAAUUCUGAGUACAAAAAGAAGAAAUUAUUAAUGUGGUAAACACCGCUUCCACAGUGUAAUUUUGUACUGUUAAUAUUAUUGAUUGUUACCCCAUGUAUAUGUGCUAGAAGAUAUAUGUGAAAGGCAUAAUUUUAAAAAUUCAGGCUUUACACAUUAAAUGUAUAUAUAAGCAAUAUUUAUUUUGUGGUUAUGUGUAUAAAUGUAUGCAUCUUGUAACUGUACGUUAUCUAGAGGAUAUAUCAGGUAUGAUGUAAGUUCAUGUAACAGAUAUAAACUUUCCAUUAGGAUGAUCUAUGUAUAUUCACUCCAUAUAUACCUUCAGUAUAAAUAUGCUUAUAAAAUGAUCAACACAGUAAGUUGAGGCUGUACACUUUUCUCACAUAAUACACUUGUUCAGUCAUUGUUAAGAAAUAUAAAAUGUUUCUUAAAAAAUUAUAGACCAGAUUUAGCAAAUUUCUCACUUGUACAAAAAGUAGGGGAUUUUUCCUUGUUUGCUUAGAAUUGAUCAGAUUUUGUUAGGUCUCGUGAAAGGAGAGGCAGGGUAAAAAAAUCAGAAAAUGUUUUUAAACAAAUUCUGUUGCCCUCUAUCUCUAAAUAAGCUUAAAUAUUAAACAGUACUUAUUCAGGCUUAGAGGAAACAUAAGAAUGCUAGGAAUGAAGUUUUCUAUAAAGAGCUGCUCUAUUUCCAGCAGGCAGGAGAUUGGGUUUCUCAGUCAAUAUAUUAGUCUGUAUCAGUAGCACUUAAGUGUAGCUUCCAAUUUACUGGCUGUUGUUCUUCAAAAUUAAGAUGCUUAGAUGUUAAGACUUCACAGGCCUUCCAGCAUUUUAAAGCUGGGUAGAACAUAAUUGAUCUACAUACUCUAUGUGAGAAUACUGACUGCUUCAGUGAGAUUUUAAUGUGUUUAUACAGUGUAAAUAACAGUAUGACCUGAUAGCAUUUUCCUGUGAAAAGCAUACUAUUUUGGGUCCUUUUAAAAAUGUGGCAGAAUGUCGGUAUAGAUUAAAGUACUAAAAUUGCCUAGAAUGCAUUGGGGGAAGAAGUAUUUCAUUGUCAAAUGCUGUCUUCAGGAGCUGGUGUAGGAAGUCAAGGAAUCUUCACACUGGCAGUAGUUCUUUGUAUCUCCUUGUCUUUGCAGGUUGUUUUGACAUUACCUCAGCAGAGAAAGUGUUUACAUGUGUACUUGUGUUACAUUAAAUGUGCUUAAAUGAUAUUGUUGAAUUUUGUGCCAGAUGCUAAAAUGCCUGGCUCGGCAUAAUCAUGGCAUCGUCCCCUAUACGGAAUUAAUACAAGUAUGCAAGUAUAUCCAUCUCGUCCCUAAACACCACCCUUAAUGGUUUCCGCAACUUAAAAGAUAUGAUUUAUAACAUUCAGAAGGAAUGAUACAUUUGCAUAUUUAUUAUGCCUCUUUAUGUAUUUUCAUUAAUCUGUAAUGAUAGUGGACGGUACCAGGAUUAUGCCCCUUCUCACACGUGCUUAUUUAACAGUAUUGUAUGUUACAUGUAAAAUUGAUACCAGUGGCGUAGCUUCCUUUAGGCACUGUAAACAUGUGCCUAUACUUUUUUCUCAAAAAAUAUAAAAAUGCAUUAAAACCGAAGGGUAAAGUGGGGUGGGGGCUGGAGGUAUAAGCUUAAAACAUCAUUGGGCAAAAUAAUAGGAGUCCAAGCUAAGAAAUAGCUCCAUUUAUGUUACUGUUAAUAUUACAGCAGUUAGGGGGUGCUGUCAUUGGUAUAUGCCCAGCAACUUGUAUAUAAAAUGAUUUAUCAAAUGAUCCAAUGAUUUCAAGGAAUUGCAGAAAACAUAAAAUGACUUGCUUUUAAUUUUUUCAGUUUUUUUCCCCCAAGGAGGCAUACCACAGAACCCACCUAGAAUAUAGGUGCCUACACAAUUUUUGCAAAGCUACACGCCUGUAUACAUGUUUUUGUUGUGCUCAUUGAAUCAUUUUUAUCAAUGAUCAUACUGGGAAGUUCCGAGUAUGUGGAAUUAAAAAGUACAUGUACUUCAUGUUUGUUCUAUGAAUGUUUCUCUGUACCAAAUUUUAUAGAGAUAAAAUGUUCCUUCCUUGUGAUGCUCAGCUUGCAAUGAAUCACAAACUCUAUGAAACAAGUAUAAUUCAUAAUAUUAUGGAUAUGUGGUAUUUAUUAAAAAGGUCAUGACCAGAUUUAUACAAAUUUUUUUUUUUUUUGUCAAUUAUAUUUUUCUCUGCAGCUAUGCCCCUUUAAAAAGUUCAUAACACAGUACAACCCACUUGCACAUUUUUACUCUGGAGAUGUGCCCCUUUAAAAAGUUCAUAACUUGGUACAACCCACUUGCGCAUUUUUACAUGAUGAUCAUAUUUGAAUGUAUUAUAUACUUGCAUAUUUGAAGAACUGUUUAAUAAAUGUUACAGAUUUUAUGAAAACAUUUUUUCCGUUACAAAUUGGGAAGAAAUGACAAUAAUAAAUCAUUCCACAUUCUGUUGAUGAGCAAUAGUGCAGUCAUGUAGUGUUUGUCCUUCUGUAUAUGCCAAAUGUGUGGAUCUGCAUCUGUGUAUAAGGAACUGCUAACAUAAAUUAUGACAUAUUGUUUACACUCUGCUUUAAAUGUCUUUCAUUUCCUGUGAAAUAAAAAGAAGGAAAUUAA
Mercenaria mercenaria is the source of this 10405-nucleotide messenger RNA. RefSeq lists its product as uncharacterized. Bases 168 to 3659 code for a protein of 1163 amino acids. Gene Ontology annotation, molecular function: protein binding. Gene Ontology annotation, cellular component: cytoplasm; plasma membrane; dendritic spine. Lineage: Eukaryota; Metazoa; Mollusca; Bivalvia; Venerida; Veneridae. The transcript has 16 exons. The record is from RefSeq and is a predicted model, not a curated record. Gene Ontology annotation, biological process: chemical synaptic transmission.